GCCCGCCGCCACUUUAAGAGGCUGCUCCACCGCAGCAAGCGGGGCCGGAGUCGCAGACGGAGCGAGCGCACGGAGCAGAGCCGGCGGGUGCUCGGCCGCGGAGACAGCAGCGGCAUGACCGGCCACCACUGUUGGGGCUACGGCCAGGACGACGGCCCUUCAAAUUGGCACAAGCUGUAUCCCAUUGCCCAGGGAGAUCGCCAGUCACCCAUCAAUAUCAUAUCUAGUCAGGCUGUAUACUCACCCAGCCUGCAGCCAUUAGAGCUUUUCUACGAGGCCUGCACAUCCCUGAGCAUCAGCAACAACGGCCACUCUGUCCAGGUGGACUUCAAUGACAGUGAUGACAGAACUGUGGUGACUGGGGGUCCCCUGGAAGGGCCCUAUCGUCUCAAGCAGCUCCACUUCCAUUGGGGCAAGAAGCGUGAUGUAGGCUCGGAGCACACGGUGGAUGGCAAGUCUUUCCCCAGCGAGCUACACCUGGUUCACUGGAAUGCCAAGAAGUACAGCACUUUUGGGGAGGCGGCUGCAGCCCCUGAUGGCCUGGCUGUGGUUGGUGUCUUCCUGGAGACAGGGGAUGAGCACCCGAGCAUGAACCGCCUGACUGAUGCACUCUACAUGGUUCGAUUUAAGGACACCAAGGCCCAGUUUAGCUGCUUCAACCCCAAGUGCCUGCUGCCCACCAGCCGGCAUUACUGGACCUAUCCUGGUUCCCUGACCACACCCCCGCUCAGCGAGAGUGUCACUUGGAUUGUGCUCCGGGAGCCCAUCAGAAUCUCUGAGAGGCAGAUGGAGAAAUUUCGGAGCCUGCAUUUCACCUCAGAGGAUGAUGAGAGGAUCCAUAUGGUGAACAACUUCCGGCCACCACAGCCCCUGAAGGGCCGAGUGGUCAAAGCAUCCUUCCAGGCCUGAACUUCCCAUCUACCCAGCCAGCCACUGGGGCACCAUCUUCCCAAGGGCUUCCAUGUCAGCGGACACCAAACCAUCUGAGGCUCGCUCCCGGGGGUGUGCUACAGGCCCUCCUUCAGCUGGCUUGCUCCUUGGCCACAUUGGAGGGGUUUUGACAGAACCCUUGAGUUGGGGGUACCCUCCUGCUUCCCUGGGGGCUGAAAGAACAGGAACUGAACAGAGUCCACGUUCCUGGGCUGCCUCUGUUCCCGGAGACCCAAAGGCCCCUGAGAAUUUCCUCUUGUCUUCCCUGCUGCUAUGUCAGCAGCCCCAGCUGAAGCUCACACUGUGAUGGCCGAG
Molecule: messenger RNA, 1245 nt
Organism: Meriones unguiculatus (Mongolian gerbil)
Lineage: Eukaryota; Metazoa; Chordata; Mammalia; Rodentia; Muridae
Gene: Ca7
Product: carbonic anhydrase 7
Exons: 7
Coding region: 115-909 (264 amino acids)
Biological process (GO): regulation of intracellular pH
Cellular component (GO): cytoplasm
Molecular function (GO): zinc ion binding; carbonate dehydratase activity
Source: RefSeq, a predicted model, not a curated record